This is a messenger RNA of Cucumis melo (muskmelon), 1113 nucleotides long. RefSeq lists its product as uncharacterized. The record is from RefSeq and is a predicted model, not a curated record. The transcript is spliced from 7 exons. The coding region runs from base 92 to 778 and encodes 228 amino acids. NCBI's taxonomy places the organism in Eukaryota, Viridiplantae, Streptophyta, Magnoliopsida, Cucurbitales, Cucurbitaceae.
CGGAUGAGCGAAUAUCAAGGUGAGGGCUUGGCUGGAUCGUGGUGGAGUAAUUUUGAGAGAGAGCAAAGCAACGGCGGAAUAGAGAAAAAGGAUGACGGUAUUUCAUUUCUUCAACUGUGCCAUUCUCACUUUCGGUCCUCAUGCUGUCUACUACUCUGCAACCCCCUUAUCUGAGUAUGAUACACUAGGAACAUCAGUCAAAGCUGCACUUGUUUAUCUGGGAACUGCCUUAGUAAAGCUUGUAUGCCUUGCAACUUUUCUUAACGUCUCAGAGAAUGACUCCUUUGACCCAUAUCAGGAACUGUUGAAAGCGCUCAUCGGUUUUAUCGAUGUCGCUGGACUUUACUUUGCUUUGACCCAGUUGACUUACCGAAAUAUAUCUCAGAACCAUAAGUUUCAGGCAGUUGGACUGGGUUGGGCGUUCGCUGAUUCUGUCUUGCAUAGAUUGGCACCACUUUGGGUUGGGGCCAGAGGACUGGAGUUUACUUGGGAUUACAUUUUGCAGGGUCUUGAAGCUAAUGCAAAUCUGGUGUUGAGCAUAUCUCUUGCUGCAUUGGGAUCUUUGAUGUGGCUGAGGAAGAACAAGCCCAAGACUCUAAUUCCCAUAAUAUAUGUCUGUGCAUUGAUCGUAGCUACCAUGCCAUCCAUCACAAGCUACUUAAGGCGAGGAAUGGGUUGGCAUUUCCCAAAGGUGGUGGGAUUUGAGCUCUUCACCUCUCUGGUGAUGGCUUUUAUUAGUUGGCAGCUUUUCUCUGCUUGCCAGAGGCCCUCUGUUUAAGGGUCACCCUCUCUACUACUGAGAGAAUAUAUUGAGGCUGGACGUGAGUGACUUUUGGAUAUGAACCAAACCUUCUUUUUUGAGCUGUUUUCCGCCUUGGUAUUUUUUCUUUUUUUUUUUAAUCAUUUGCAAUAUCAUAGUGUUGUUUAGUUUCAGAUUUAGUUUUAGUUUUUCUUUUUCUUUUUCUUUUGGGGGGACGCUUAGCUAGACAGAGACAAUGUGAUCUUUACUCUUUUCCUUCCCUAACCAAAGUAAAAAAAAAAGGAAUAUUUGGUCUUUUUCACUUCUUGUACUUUGGAAAAAGGGGUUUUAAAGCAAUCCGUUGUUUUAGCCUA